Messenger RNA from Rhineura floridana, 1130 nucleotides. It is a transcript of the gene BLOC1S2, whose product is annotated as biogenesis of lysosomal organelles complex 1 subunit 2. Gene Ontology annotation, molecular function: gamma-tubulin binding. Gene Ontology annotation, biological process: endosomal transport; lysosome localization. The record is from RefSeq and is a predicted model, not a curated record. Bases 376 to 675 code for a protein of 99 amino acids. NCBI's taxonomy places the organism in Eukaryota, Metazoa, Chordata, Lepidosauria, Squamata, Rhineuridae. The transcript has 5 exons. Gene Ontology annotation, cellular component: gamma-tubulin complex; BORC complex; BLOC-1 complex.
CCACCCGUCCCCCAACCUAGGACUGGGGCGGUUGCAUUUCUCUUCGCCACUGCUGGAGGAGGGAGGUCGGCGGGGCUUCCCCAAGAAACUCCUCAGUGUAGACAGGAGCGGCCGCCGCUUUCUCGUCCUCCCCCUCCCCAGGGCUUAGAGAACGGGGGCCGGGUGGGGGAGACAUGAGGGCCAAAGGUUAAUACAAGCAAGAGGGAUUUCCUACUCCGUUACUCCUUGCAUGUCCCGUGUGCGAUAAAAGCAAAUACACGCACGCCUCUGUUUUAUUUCUCUUUCUAAAUUAGAGCUUGAGAGGAUCCUGCUGUUGAAACAGCAGAAGAAGCUACAGAACCAGCAGAGGCAGAUAUCAGUGAACUUUGUAAGGAUAUGUUCAACAAAAUGGCCAUUUACCUAACAGGUGAACUGACAGCCACUAGUGAAGACUACAAACUCUUGGAAAACAUGAACAAACUGACUAGUUUGAAAUACCUGGAAAUGAAAGAUAUUGCUAUAAAUAUAAGUCGAAACCUGAAAGACUUGAAUCAGAAAUAUGCUGGACUUCAGCCAUAUCUGGAACAAAUCAAUCUAAUUGAAGAACAAGUGGCGGCUUUGGAACAGGCAGCGUACAAGUUGGAUGCAUAUUCAAAAAAACUUGAAGCAAAGUACAAAAAACUGGAGAAACGAUGAAAGGAGUGCGUUGCGUAACAAGACUUUUCUUCAAAGAAAACCAAACUUUAUGAAAUUCGUACUAUAUCAACACUCCUGGUGUUAGUUACAUGGGAACUCUUGGGAGCAAUGGUAGCCACCCUUUGUUUAAGGCUGAGAUGGCUUUCUUGUCUCAUAGAAUCUGUUCUCUUUUCCUAUUUUUGUUACUCAUUUUACAGAAGACUAAUACAGAAGCUUCUGUUAACUGCUUCUGCCAGAGUGCCACAGUAAUUUAUUUUUUUCCUUAUCUGUGACAGUUCUGCACUUCCUUCCCUAUUAAACAAGAACAUGGUCACUUCUGUGCUCUGUAAAGCCCUUGAUUUGUGGACAUGGGAAUUACCAGUGUGCUGUGAUUACCACUAAAAUCAUAUGGCCUUGUAGUAAAGCAUCUUCUCUUUCCAUGCUUUUUUGAGAAAUAAACAACACCUGGAAAUUAA